Molecule: messenger RNA, 747 nt
Organism: Pseudoliparis swirei
Lineage: Eukaryota; Metazoa; Chordata; Actinopteri; Perciformes; Liparidae
Gene: fam131c
Product: family with sequence similarity 131 member C
Exons: 6
Coding region: 1-747 (248 amino acids)
Source: RefSeq, a predicted model, not a curated record
AUGGGUGCCUGCCUCUGCAAAGGUCACAAAGAGCUCCACCAUCCCAUGAAAGCACGGCAGGACCAGACUGAGGAGGUCCGGCUGUCGUCUGUCAAGGAUGGCCAGAAUCCGUCCAACGGCAGCGUGUCAGAUGAAAGCAACGGGUAUGAUAUCGGCGAGCUGGCCACCUCCUCUUUGAUGGGUCUGGUGGCCACGAUAAAGGAGCACAUCACCAAGCCGACAGCGAUGGCGCAGGGCCGAGUCGCUCACCUGAUCGAGUGGAAAGGUUGGGGGGGCGGCGGCGUCGGCGGCGAGGCCGGGGGGGGCGGCGGCAGAGGAGGCUGGGGGGGGAUGGGGCUCGAGCUGCACGAGGACGAGCAAUUCUACUCCCAGAUGACGGACGAAAUCAAGGAAGCCCGCUUCGCUGCAGGAGUAGCGGAGCAGUUUGCGCUGGCCGAAGCAUCCAUGAACGCGUGGUCCCUGGAUGACAGAUUAGAGCCGCCCUCCACCAGUUUACACGCUGCACAGAAUCACUUCCUGUCCCAGUUCCUGCUGGACGGGGGGAGCGUCAGCGUUCCUCAGCACCUGUACAGCAUCCACGCCCAGAUGUACGGCGACAGCAGGCCGGCCCACCCGGCCUGUCCGCCGGUCCGCACCGUCUCCCCGACGACAUACGGCGGCCGGCAGGACCGAGGCCGUCCCCUCGAGGCGGCCGUACGACACGGAGACAGCAGCUCGCUCUCCGAGGACGACGUUUUUUACAACUAG